GUGCUCCGCGGGGCUCCGAGGCGCGUGCGCAGGCGCGAAGCACUCCGUUGAGAAGGUGCCGCGGCGGCGCCCGAGAUGUGAAAUCAAACCAACUCGUGUGCGUCAGCAUGGAGAUCUUGGAGAUUUACCUGAGCACCGAAUUCAUGUGUGUCUUAUCUCAGAGGCCUCUGAUGGACAGCAGAAUAUUUUCUCAGCCUUGAACUUUAGCAGAGGGAAGCUUUAAACAUGUGGUUUAACCACGGACCGAGUUUGAAGAAAGAUAUUUAAAAUCAUUACGGAGAGGAAAACAAUACUUUUUUGCUCAAUUGUGCACUCUCCCAGUGACUUGGUGAGAGGUGGGGAGGAAGCCUGGUGGAGCUGAAAGUGUGAAUGAGUGUGGGCUUAUAGGCAGCCUCACUCUCCCACUGUGGACAUGCCCCCAGAUCAGCCCUUACUCCCCUGAAGACCAGCUCCCAAACCUUAAAACUCAAAACUGGUCAGAUGAUGGAUGAGUCAGAUGAUGAUUUUAAAGAACUCUGUGCCAGCUUUUUCCAAAGGGUGAAAAAAAAUGGAACCAAGCAAGUGUCAGGAGAAAGGAAGACAAAAAAGGCCUCAGACAGCACUCAGAUAAGAAGCAAAUUGAAAAAAACCAAACAAUCCACAGCCAAGAGCAAAACACUUCAUGACUCUGCAGGGAAGAAAUCUCAAUUAGGCAGCCAGGCCCCUAGCACUAAAAGGCCAGAGGCAACCAAUUUGCAAGAAAGUGAACCAGCUCUGUCUGUAAAUGGGGAGGGAGGAGUGCUUGCUUCUUCCCUGAAUCAACCCAAGCUCCAGGAAAGAGCACAGAGCAUCCAGACAGAGAAUGCUCCCAGUGGGGAUCCCCACCCUGCUCCAACCUGCUUGACAACAGCCGUGCCAAGUCCCUCCAAGCCCCGAGCCGCAGAGCUGGUUCUCCAGCGGAUGCAGCAGUUUAAGCGAGCAGACCCGGAGCGUUUGAGGCAUGCUUCAGGAGAGUGCUCCGCGGAGGCCACACUGGAAGAGAACAGCCCAAAGAGCCCUCAAGAAGAGAUGGUGGCGGGAAACGGGUAUGUGUCCAGGCUGCCUGCCACAGACAGCGAUGCUGCAGUGGCCUUGGCCCUGCAGCAGGAAUUUGGAAGGGAAGCAGCAUCUGCAUGCGAUGGUAGCCUGGAGGAGAAGGGGUUGUUCUUCUGCCAGAUGUGUCAGAAGAACCUCUCAGCCAUGAAUGUGACCCGGAGGGAGCAGCAUGUGAACAGGUGCUUGGAUGAGGCUGAAAAGGCACUAAAACCUUCCACACCUCAGAUCCCUGAGUGUCCCAUUUGUGGCAAACCGUUUCUCACCUCCAAGAGCAGAAUCAGUCACUUGAAGCAGUGCGCGGUGAAGAUGGAGGUGGGCCCCCAGCUCCUGCUGCAGGCUGUGCGGCUGCAGACAGCUCAGUCUGAGGCAGGUGAUGGCCCUCCAGCACCCAGCUUCAGCAGCUGCACAGAGGGUUUGAAACGGAAAGGAGCCACCAACAAGAAGGAGCCACAGAAGAGGGGGAAGGUCAGCAAGCCCAGCCUGCCAUCCGAGGACUUGCUGGUGGCCAUGGCUCUGUCCCGAUCUGAGAUGGAGCAGCGUCCAGCCGUGCCUGCACUCAGACUGGAAAACGCUUUUUCUGACAAGAUGAGACCAGGAACAGAGAAGAGGAGUCGCAAGAAGAAACCCCCAGCAUCCCCGCCACGGGUGUUAGUCCAGGAUUCUGAGACCACAGGUAGACAAAUUGAGGACCGCAUGGCCCAGAUGCUUUCAGAGGAAGUGGAGCUGUCCAGCACGCCACCACUUCCUGCCAGCAGGAUUUCCACAGGAAAAUGGGAAGAGGGCUGGCAUCUACAGCUGCCUAGAGGAAAGCGGAAUUUCCUGUGGAGAAGUGCCCUGACCGGGGCCUGGGCUGUGGAGUCCUUCUACACCAUGGCCCUGGUCCCUCCCAUCGUACCCCAGCAGUCGGCCAAGGAACCUGAGUUACCACUGAUGCUGCCCAAGCAGCCAGAGCCAGGUGUGCAAAAGCCUCCUGCUUUCCAGAGCAGCCACCCUGCAGGCCUUGGCCCCAGGGACCUGUUGCUGUCUGCCAGCCAGAGGGAGCACCAAGCCCUGCAGGACCUGGUGGACCUGGCGGAAGAGGGGCUGAGCACCAGCCCGCAGUCCUGCAGCAGGGUUGCCGGUGAGACCUCAGAUGGGGCUAGAUUGGGGCCCAGCAGUCUUCCACUGACUGGCUUUGUCCUGCCACUCAAAGAGAAGCCUCUCGAGAGAGGUGACCACACUUUGGUCCCCUUGGGGCUGCUGGCUGCUGACUUCAGUGCCAUGGUCAAUAACCCACACCUGAGUGACGUCCAGUUCCAAGUGGACAGUGGGGAAGUGCUUUAUGCCCACAAGUUUGUGCUUUAUGCCCGAUGUCCACUUCUCUUUCAGUAUGUGAACAAUGAAGGCUUCUCUGCCGUAGAAGACGGCGAUCUGAACCAGCGUGUCCUGCUGAGCAAUGUGAGCUCCGAGGCCGCCUGCGCCUUCCUCCACUAUCUCUACACAGCGGACACUGGCCUGCCUCCGCGCCUGGUCCCUGCCCUGAGCUCCUUGGCCCUCAGGUUUGGCGUGAACGACCUCGCUCACCUGUGUGAGCAGGUGCCUGUCCCCAUGGUCGAGGGCGAACGGCAGGAAGAGGAAGAGGAGCAUUGUGACAGCAGAGUGGAGAGUUUCCAGGGACUCUUGAGGGCAGUGUGGGCAGAGGAGGAGGAGGAAACGGAGACUCUGCUUGAAUCUGAGCGCCAACAAGAAGACAGGGAACAGGUCAAUGAAGCAGAAAUGGAAGAAAUUUAUGAAUUUGCAGCUACUCAGCGAAAGCUACUCCAGGGGGAGAGAGCACCAGACACAGAGGAGGACAGUGACCAACCCGGGGAGGACAGUCCAGUGACUGGGCCCAUGCUGGCAAGGGUCCAGGGUAAUGAACAGUUGGAAAAGCCAAUGGAGUUGCCUGGGCCUGGAAAAGAAGAGGCCCCAGCCCUCUGGGGAAACGGAGGACAUUCCCUUCUGCUGCUCCCAGGCCGGCAUUCAGUCAGCACGGGAGAGGCAGAGACCCAUGAGCAGAGGUGCCCACAGACGCACCUAGCCAUGGCCUCUCUGGGGGCUGCUGGGCAGGGAAAAAAGAAGGCUUCCUUUUGCAUUCAGUCGAGAUCUGUGAUCAGGAACAGGUCUUUUCAUCAGCUCAAGAAUCUGGACUGUCCCAAAUAAUAAGCAGUCAUGAUGAGCAGAGGGACACUGUCCAGGAGAGGCAGAUGGAGAUGGCCUGUCCCCUGGCUGCACAGCAGAUGCUCCUGCCCACACCCAUGCUGCCCACUGUCACAGCCCCUGGGAGGCAGGAGUCCUGGCCAGUCGCAGCUUCACCUUCACGUGGGUGACUCCUCCCCAGCGACACCUCAGUCACACAGUGGUGUUUCUUGGGUGGCCGCCCCAGCAUCACCAUCUCCAUUGGACCCUUCCAGGCAGAAGAGGGACACUAGCAUUCUCACAUCACGUACAGAGCCAGGUCACUGCAGAGGCGAAGGGUGUACUUCCAUGUUAGAAGGCAAAAAUAAGGGUGUCCUGAUUUCUCCAGAAAAAUCUUCUCCCAUUGACCUGACCCGAUCUCAGUCUGACCUCUCGAGCACCAGGUCCCAGCAGUUUCCAUCCCAUGUGAGCAAAGAGAAUGAGGUCAUCCUUUUACUGGAUUCAGAUGAAGAGUUGGAACUAGAACAGACCAAAACAAAGUCCAUUUCUAAUGACCCAGAAGAAAGGAGAGUUCUGGAAUUCAGCCCCAGGUCCUCUGAGCUGUUUUCAGUCAUCGAUGUUGAUGCAGAUCAGGAACAUUGUAGCCCACCGAGAGAAACUGAGACACAGCAGGAGGAAGGAGAGGGAGAGUUAGAGAAUCCGGACAUGUUGGGCCCUGGAAGGGCCCCCUGGUUGUUCAGUGACCAGGAGAGCAGCCUGGAUGAGGACAGCACAGACACCUCAUGGCUGGUGCCUGCCACCCCACUGGCCAGUAGGAGCCGUGACUGCUCAUCACAAACACAAAUCACAAGCCUCAGGACCAGGAUUCCAGAGGAUAAGGUGGGUCGGCACACGCCCAGCGCCGCCUCAGGACACAGGGCAGUGCAGGAAGCUGCGCAGUUUUCAGUGAUCAUGCCCCAGACGUCGCCUGACAGCAGAAGGCAGGCCUACGGGAGCCCUCCCCGUCCCCCGCCCCAGGUACCACUCGCUCUCUUUGCCUCCACAAGUGAGGUGGUGGAAGUUGGGGACAGUGAAGAUGAGCAGGAGGUGACCUCCCAUCAGGUAAACAGCAGUCCGCUGCUGGGACGGUGACCCCCAGUUCCCGUGGAUGACCGUUGUUGGCAUGUUGAGCCACUCUCACCAAUUCCAAUUGACUACUUGAACCUGGAACGCACUGGCCCCCUGAGCACCAGCAGUCCAGGACGGACCCAGGAGGCUCUGGACAGCAGUGUGCACUCCCCAGGACUCCCAGGCACCACUCCAGUUCGAGGAAGCUGUGCUGCCCAUAGAAAAUCUCAGCAGCAGUCCCCACAAGCCAGUUCCUCAGGGAGCAGCAGGCUGAGCUUUCUGAAUCCAGCCCUGUGGGACAACUGGGAUGGGGAAGAGCAGAAGUCCCCAGAGGCUCCACCUACGGCCCAGACACCAAGUGCCCGAGCUCAGCCAUCAGAAGGGCCAGAGACGCCACAAGGUGCUAAUCAGAAGAAGAACUUGCCCCCAAUGCCCAUAACUCCAAUGCCAAGGUAUUCCAUCAUGGAGACCCCGGUGCUGAAGAAAGAACUGGACAGGUUUGGAGUCCGCCCACUCCCCAAACGCCAGAGUUUGAAACUGAAGGAGAUUUUCCAGUACACUCAUCAGACCCUGGAGUCUGACUCUGAGGAUGAGGUCCAGUCUUCACAAGUGCCUCUGGAGGCACCUCACAGCCAGACCAUGACCACCGAGACCUACAGGCCUUCCCAGGCAGGCCACACCCAGCCCAAGGCCACUGCAGGUCCCAGGACCCAAAGGUCCAAAGGCCCUAAGACCAAGGGCCCCCGACAUCGAAAGCAGCAGCCUGUUGAAAGCAUCCUGCACCCAAGGAAGUCAGCAACUGAGGAGCCACCUCCAGGCCCUGAUGGUGACGCCCAGCUCACAGCCCCCCAGGAGUCCGUGGCCACCUAUGUGGACGGCAAUGACAGCUCCUUUAGCUCACAGAGUUCUUCCUCCUGUGAGUGUGGAGCUGCCUGGGAGUGCGCGGGAGAAGACGAGGAGGCUGAGGAGGCUGAGGAGGGGAUCGGCGGCUCACAGGCAGCCGUCCGGGCGGCGGACGCGGAGGAGGCUGUGAGGCGCUACAUCCAUUCCAAGCCAGCCUUGUACCGGAAGGUGCUGAUGUACCAGCCCCUGGAACUGGCAGAGCUGCAGGAGGAACUGAAGCAGAACGGCAUCCGUGUGGCCACCGGCAAGCUGCUGGAGGCCCUGGACGCCCACUGCAUCACCUUCACCACUGCCGCGGCCCGCAAGGAGAAGCUCAAGCAGAAGGGGCGCCGGCGCGCAGGCCGGAAGAGGGGGCAGCGGGAUUGACAGGGCCCUCCUCCCCCUGCCAGUGGCCUAGCCCCUGUCACCCCCUCUGGCCAUCUCCGGGAGGGGCUGGACACCAGCCGUCCUGCUGUGCCCAUGAGUGAUGACAGCCUCUCCUGCUCUGCCCGCUCUUUGGGGCAGUAGCUGGAGCAUGUUGCCCACUUAUUUAGGGCCCUGUGUCAGUGCACAGUCUGUCUCCCCUUAGCCUAGCAGGGCCCCUGCCAGUGUUCCAGAGGGGCAGUUAGCCACCCUAGCUGGUCAAGAAAAGGCCCAGUUCUGCCCCAUCUGCCACUGUCCUGCAGGCCCAGGCAGACUGCCCCAUGAGUGCCCCAGCUGGCCAGCCUGUCUUCCUUCUCUGCACUCAGACCAAGCCCAGCCACCACCAGCAGACCCUGUGUCCACAAGCUGCCUGCACCACCAUGCCCCAGGGGCUGCUCCUGGCCUAACCAUCUGGCCCAGACUUGUCACCAGCAGUCUCCAAACUCAGCAGUGCACAAGGGCCCAGCACAACUCUUGAAGACCCCUGAACAAGCAUGCUGUUAGUGGGUUUCAUCCACACGUGUCGCUCUGGUCUGGGAGUAGUGUGGAGCACAGGAGGAGCAGAGCUGGGGUCUCCACGUCCUGUGAACGUCCUCGUCUGUCGAAUACAGCACAGUUGGUUUUGUAUGAUGUGCAAUAAACAUAAAAAGACUUAUAAAAACCUAAAUGCUGUGGUCUGGAAAAAUCUGCAAGGGACCCAGGUUGUGAACUUGAGCUCCAGCCCCUGCUUCCCGCCUGGGAUUCCAGAGACUUCUUUGUGCCUGUUCUCCUCUAGGGUGCCAGGCCCACUGUCUCCCUUUUUCUCUGGUUUCUAGAUAAGAGACACAGAUGCUCUUUGUUCCCACACUGAAGGGAGCCCUCACUGGCUGUGCUCAGGAGGCCGGGGGACCACACCAGCUGUACCUGGGGGUCGUUUCAGGAGCAGGGUGCCUAGACCUGCCAGUCAACCUGCCGAUUACUGCCCCAACCUGUGUGCUGGGCCCUGGCUUCAUCCUGUCCCACCUAGUAGACUAGUAGAGGAGACAACCUCUGGCCUGUCCCCUGCCUAGCAUGGGGGUCAGGGCUUAGUGGCCUGAAGGGUGGCAUCAAGGACAGCUUCCUGGAAGAAGGAUUUGUGAACAGGGCAUUGAGGGCAAAUAGCACUUAGGAGAAAACAGGGCUUCUUGAAUACGUGUGUGUGCUGGUGGAGGGACCCCAGCCUGGCUCACGUUGCUCUGGCAUCCAAGGGUUGGAGAGUUCUGAUGCCCCUUCCUGGUGCUGACUUAGGAACAUGAGAGAGAAUUGCUGAGGCAGAAGGCGACUCUGGUCCUUGACCAGCUCCCCGGGGUUUGUAGUUUGGUGAUGCGCUUUGUCCUGAAACAACUGAGGAGGAGGUUGCUGCUUCCAGGAGGGAAGGGGUUACGUAAGGCGCUGCAGCUGUAUGGGCCCUGGCCCUACUGGAUUAGUCUAGUCACUGCGUUGGAAAACACCAGUGAGGCCAGCUUCCUGCACAAGGCAAGGCGAGUCCCCAGAGGCUGCUCUGCUCUGACGAGAAGAAAGCCCAGAGCCCUGCAGAAUGUUCGCUGGAUAUAUCUGGACCGCCUGUGCCUUCAGCAUUAACCAGACCUCUCAGCCUGCCCUCUUUCUGUGGCCUUGGCCUUGACCACAGCCUGCGUUUGUCCACCAAAGUAGUCAGAGGAGAACCACUGGCCCAGGCAAGGAGACUCAGGAAGGGUCCCAGGCCUGGCAGGCAGGAAGUCUCAUGCCGCUGCUGAGUUAGGAAGUGCUAACCCUGCUCCGGAUGGACAAAGAGUCCCAGACCAGUAAAAACUCAGGAACCUCUUCGUCCCCCACCCCGAACUCCCAGGAGCCAGAAUGGCUCCCCCAGCUAACUGACAAGAACAGGGAUCAGCCCUGUGGAGGCUGAUAGAUGUGCCUGGGGGAAGUCAUCCUUAUCCAGCAGAAUCAGAUGGUUCCCUGUCUAGUUCCCCUGAGAGAAUGGCUCCCCUAACUCCACUCUAUCCUGUCCAUCACAGAAGAAGCUCCUCCCAGCCUUGCCCCCUUUACCUGUGUGUCUAUAAAUAAAAGA
Messenger RNA from Sciurus carolinensis (gray squirrel), 7711 nucleotides. It is a transcript of the gene Slx4, whose product is annotated as SLX4 structure-specific endonuclease subunit. Gene Ontology annotation, molecular function: enzyme binding; DNA binding. Gene Ontology annotation, cellular component: nucleus; Slx1-Slx4 complex. NCBI's taxonomy places the organism in Eukaryota, Metazoa, Chordata, Mammalia, Rodentia, Sciuridae. The record is from RefSeq and is a predicted model, not a curated record. Gene Ontology annotation, biological process: interstrand cross-link repair; resolution of meiotic recombination intermediates; meiotic DNA double-strand break processing.